CCAUGGCGUACCCCGGGCACCCUGGUGCCGGCGGCGGGUACUACCCGGGCGGGAAUGGAGGGGCUCCCGGAGAGCCUUCAUUUCCUGGACAAACUCAGAAUCCACUGUAUGGUUACUUUGCUGCAGUAGCUGGACAGGAUGGGCAGAUAGAAGCUGAUGAGUUGCAGAGGUGUCUUAUACAGUCAGGCAUUGCUGGAGGAUACAAACCUUUUAACCUGGAGACUUGUCGACUUAUGGUUUCAAUGCUGGAUAGAGAUAGGUCUGGCACCAUAGGAUUCAAUGAAUUUAAGGAACUCUGGGCUGUGCUGAAUGGUUGGAGACAACACUUCAUCAGUUUUGACAGUGACAGAAGUGGAACGGUGGACCCUCAAGAGCUGCAGAAAGCAUUGAGUACUAUGGGAUUUAGAUUGAGUCCGCAAACUAUGAAUUCAGUUGCAAAAUGAUAUAGCACCAGUGGGAAGAUCACCUUUGAUGACUACAUUGCCUAUUGUGUCAAACUGAGAGCUCUCGCAGAUAGCUUUCAAAGAUGGGAUUCUGGUCAGCAAGGUGUUGUGAACUUCUCAUAUGAUGAUUUCAUUCAGUGUGUCAUGACUAUGUGAAUCAAAAGGAAGCUGU
This is a messenger RNA of Jaculus jaculus (lesser Egyptian jerboa), 615 nucleotides long. RefSeq names its product sorcin-like. Gene Ontology annotation, molecular function: calcium ion binding. The transcript has a single exon. The coding region runs from base 3 to 443 and encodes 146 amino acids. Lineage: Eukaryota; Metazoa; Chordata; Mammalia; Rodentia; Dipodidae. The record is from RefSeq and is a predicted model, not a curated record.